This is a messenger RNA of Serendipita indica DSM 11827, 2337 nucleotides long. The record is from the annotation of a GenBank genome assembly. Lineage: Eukaryota; Fungi; Basidiomycota; Agaricomycetes; Sebacinales; Serendipitaceae.
AUGACGGGUUGUUUGGAGCCGCAAAACUUGGCCUGCUACCACCCCCCAGUUUACGUACACGAAUCUCUGCUAAAUACUCGUAUCGAUCAGGAGGUUAUGCGUGCUAUAAUAUCUGGUGCAGUCUUGACGCAGGUGUUGCUGUCGGCGCAUCCAGUGUCAGCGUAUUGCUAUUAUGACGCCUAUGGAGCAUAUUAUUGUAGCAGCGGGCUGUCGUACGGUGCCAGAAUCGGCAUUUCCAUUGCCUGCCUUGUUCUCUCGCUAAUGUUGGUCUCAUUGUGCAUUCUCCAACGCAGGCGAAGAGCAAGAGCGCAAAACGCCAUUCUUCUACAAGCUCAACAACAGCAAUAUGGAGGGCCUCCUCCUCCAGGAGGAUAUCCACAACCACCAUAUGGCACUCCAUACGGCGCCCCUCCCAAUGGCUUUUACCCCAACGGACCACAACCUUUCCAGCCUGGAUAUCAAGGAGGAUACUUGAACAAUGGCGUGCAUCCAGAAGCCAAGGGCUUUGCUCCAGGUGCAACUCCAGGUGUUGCGGAGCCCCCACGAUCGUAUAAUCCUGACCAACCUUAUGUGCCUCCGCCUGCAGGACCCCCAGCUGCUGGGCCUGGAACGGAUCCAUCGCAGGCUCAAUUGCCGCAGUAUACGGGCUACAAUGCGCCUGCGGGACCACCACCCGGUCAAGCUCCAGGAGCGAACAACUUUUACAACUACCAACCUCCAGAGCCGACUAAAUCGCGCGACGACUCGGAUCCUCUCACUCUGGCAAUACGGCCAGCCCCCGACGAGACAUCUGCCGAACGGUCCUUACGAGAAGCCCAGGAACGUGAGGCAAAGCGCGUUAGUGACGAGAUUGACGCAGGAAUUGCGGAGCAUAAGAGACAGCUCAGACUCGAUAGCAGCGUCAAAGUCCUCUUACUCGGACAGAGCGAAUCUGGCAAAAGCACAACGCUCAAGCAGUUCCAGCUCAUCUUUGCCUCGAGACAAUUCCAAAAGGAGCGACAGCUAUGGAAGCUUGUCAUUCAGCUCAACCUUGUUCGGUCCAUCCGAAUCAUCCUCGAGCAUCUCAGCAGUCUCACGACGACCAAGCCGAUACCCUUUGAAGAGAAUAAGCCAUCCAGGACAAUGGCAAUGUCUGUGCAUCCCCUCAACGGCUCGCCAAGGAUGAAUGCCUCUUCGUCCAGUGUCGCGGUAUCCUCGCAGUCGAGCGGCAUGUCUUCCGACUCGGACAUUCCAAGUACAGCCGGCAGCGUGUCUCACUCGCGGUCAUCACAUCCUUAUGGAGCAAGUUCUCCCGUAACACCUGUGACACGCUCGCCGACGACGCCGUUCUCGUCCCCUUUACCCCCUGCCGCACUGUCGGAGCCAACAGAAAUGCCCAAGCUUAGCGAUUAUCACCGAACUCUGCGCAUGCGACUACUCCCACUCGUUCACAUUGAAACCUCCCUUCUCCGGAGGCUGGAUCCGUCCGGAGAGGACUACGAAGCCACUCAGCUUGGCACAAACUGGUUCACGUCGGGGAAGGAGCUAUUCGUGCGAAGACGACUGGAUCACGAUGAAGACGAGAUGAGCGACGACGAAAUCGACUUUGACAGUCCAGAGGAUCCGGGUAAUGUCAUCAACGCUUGCAAAGACGACAUGCUCGCGUUGUGGCACGAUCCUGUGGUCAGGCAAGUCUUGAAAAUGGGCAACGUGAGGCUAGAGGAUAUGCCAGGCUUCUUUCUUGACGAUAUCGAGCGGAUCACAUCGCUAAGCUAUGUACCGUCGGAUGAUGAUGUGCUUCGCGCACGAUUGAAGACGAUUGGUGUGAGCGAGUACACAUACGAUGUGAACAUGAUGGGCGAGCGAACCACUUGGACAUUUUACGAUGUCGGCGGCACGCGAACUCAACGCUCAGCGUGGCAGCCCUAUUUUUCCCACGUCGAUGCCCUCAUUUUCCUCGCACCUAUCAGCGCCUUUGACCAAUCUUUGGCCGAGGAUCGUAGGGUGAAUCGACUAGAGGACUCGUUGCUUCUCUUCAAAUCAAUCUGCAAGUCGAAACUGCUCAUCAGCGUCAAUAUCAUCUUGUUCCUCAACAAGGUGGACAUUCUUCAGUCCAAACUCAACAGUGGCGUUCGAGUGAACAAAUAUGUCAAGAGCUAUGGAGAGCGACCAAACGAGUACGAGAUCUUCCGUAACAAGUUUGCGGCAAUCUACCGCGAGUAUACGCCCAAGGAGGCAAAAAAGAUGUUCUACAUCCAUAUGACAAGCGUUACGGAGACAAAGGCGAUGCGGAAUGUUCUAAGUAGCGUAUGCGACUCGAUAUUCCGAGUAAACCUUCAGACCACCAAUCUGACCUAA